AUGGCGGGGGGCGCGCCCGGUCCGCUCGAUUACCCCAAUGGCAUCGAUGAGGCAGCGGCUUUGCGGCAUCUGGAUGUGGAGGUGGCAUCGGAUCUGCGGCAUAUCUUCCAGGAGUGCGGGGUGCCUCUGCCUUUGCAAUACCGCUUGAGCAUCAACUUUCGUACUGUGAGACGCUUUGCGAGUUAUGCUGAUACAAGGGCGGAAGUUCGGGCUGCUCUUCGGACUGAUCACACUCUGGAUGCUACGGAUCAAGCUUCCCGGGCCGUGGUGGCCUCUGUGGUAGCUGCUUGGGAAGCUUCCAAGGAGUAUGCUGGCAAGGAGGCAUCUCUCAAGGCAGAAGCGCGGGUCUUAGGUGUGGUGAGGCCAGUGACCCAGACAGAGAAGCAGGCUAUGCGGGCAGCUUUCGAAGCUGUUCAUGGAUCCAUUGAAGAGACCUACGAGCCUUCGGAGGAGUACUUGUCAGCCAAGAUAGAGGAGGUCGAAUCUGGUGAAGUGGCGGCUUCACCGCUUUCGGAGGUGAUCUCAAAGAAGCGGGCCAAAACUCAAGGCAUUCAAACCAGUGUGGACACGACUGGACAUGUUCGCAUCGUUCGUCAGAAAGCCAAAGGAAGUCUGCCUGCUCAUACGGAGGAGCUCCGUACUGUCCUGCGCGUUGAGGCGAACAUGUGGACUUUCCUGGCUAGCAAGUAUCGGAACCAGGCCAUGUUUCGUGGCAUGACUCCAGCAGUGUGGCUCGACUAUGUCAAUUACUUGUUGGGGGACAAAGUCUACUUGAUGCAAGUCCCGACUCCCGGGGGAAAGGGCAAAGGUGAUCAACAACCACUUCGUCCUCCGUGGCAGGUGCUGCUCACAUACGAGUAUGAGAUGCGUCGCGAAGCUGUCAAGAAGGCCUUCCGUGAGUCGCGAGCACUGGUGGAUACGUUAGCAGAGGUUCAAGGGAAUGCUCAGUUGAAGGAGCAAUUCUUUGUGUCCCCCAUUGCGCUACAAGGUCGCAGUGAGCCCGCCUGGAAACGUCCUUGGCAACCCGGUGGCGAAUCUGAAGCAGCCUGGGGAAAACCCUGGGACAAGUGGCAGAAAGGAAAUCGCAAGGGCGACUUCAAGGGUAGCAAGAAGGGCAAGGAGGCAAAGUCGGGCAAGAAGGGCAAGGACCGCAAGGGUGGUGAUCUUGUGACUCGCACGCCCGACAAUCGGCUCAUCUGUCCGCGGCUGCGGCAAACCACAUCCCACUUGGCAGCAUUGGAUGGAGCAUCACGGUGCUUCGCGGGCAACAGAUGGAGCUGGCGCGAAGAGCUGACUUUCGGUGCUGUACUUGUGCAUGGUUUCACUUUGAAUUUGCGUGAAAUUGACAUUUGUCGGGAUGGAACUAAGUCUGACCUUUCUCAAAAGGCUCUCUGGGAUUCAUUGGAAAAGGAAAUUCGUUCGGGCGCUUGGGAUGUGGUGAUCUUGUCACCUCCAUGUUCCACUUUCAGUCGCGCCCGAUAUAGAUCUCGGCCGGAUGGCUCCGGGCCCCGACCGCUGCGCUCCCGCUUUCAUACGUUUGGUUUUCCUUGGUUGUCUGCAUCGCACCGCGCACUGGUGCAAGAGCAUAAUUUCUUCGUUGAGCAGUGUGCCGCUAUGAUUCAACUCAUGUCUUCGCUGGGGCAUUUCUGGUUGCUUGAACAUCCGGAAGAUCUGGGUCGUCUGCCCAAUGGCGAUGACCCAGCAAGCAUUUGGCAAUGGCCUCAGAUCCGGACUGCAGUGGGCGACGCCCCUUGUUGGGGCCUCCGCCAGUGCGAUUACUCCGCAGAUACUCCAAAACCUACUCGCUUGGCAUCGAAUCUGCCUGGGGCUCGCGUCUUUGGGUCUUCUUGGCCCUCCUUUCAGGAAGACGGCACAUAUGCAGGGCCCAUCCUUCGGUGUGAUCACCAUCACGGACCGGGGGCCGGUUGGUCAUCGGGCCAGUGGCGCACUGCAGGUACUGAAGCUUAUCCAUCCCCGCUUUGUGCCUUUCUUGCUGACCUGGUUGCCUCGGCACUUUCUGCUUCCUUUGGCACGGAUGGUCCGGAACAGCAUGCUGCUGAACAGUUUGCUACGUUUCUCUUGCAACAGGACAGGCCCCCUGCGCCACACGAUGCUCAAGCGCUGAUAACCCUCUUGCCACUGGAGGCCCCGCGUGUCAGUGCUCAGACUGCGGCUGGGCAAGCCUUCUUUGGCGGGGCUUACUGCAAAGGGGGAGUUGUUGGCCUUCGUAGGUCCUGCCGCGAAUUCCCGGCCACCCUUCGGGUCCUCUGCACUUUGCUCCGCCAUGCUUUUCCAGGCCAGAUCUUCUCUUCUGUUGCGGUCUUUGUGGAUGCCGCCACACAGAUGCAUCGGGAUUCACAUAAUGCCCCCUAUCCAAAUCUUCUGCUAGCACUUUCGACGUUCUCCAAUGGCCAGGUUUGGCAGCAGGAUCAGAAUGGGGAUGUCUGGCGCACGGUGCAUGGGACGCCAUGUCCGGGGAUCCUCUUGGAUGUCGCUCAGGCACCACAGCUUCUGCGAGCUUGGGAGCGCUUUCAUCAGACUGAACCCUGGUCUGGAGGUUCUCGGGUGGUGCUCGUUGGCUACUGCGUCCGCCAACUGCAGGCUCUUGAUGUGAGCUCGCUGUCCUUGCUUUCGCAAUUGGGCUUUCUGCUCCCGCCGUCAGUCACUGCUGGCGUUGCCCGGGGUGAUACAGCAGUGACCUUAGCGGAGCCCUCGGGUCCUGUCGCCGAUGCGGGGACGCCCCUUGCAUCUAAGGAGUGGCAGCAUGCUGAGCGGGUGCAAAGGGCGAUCCGGAACUUUGUGCUAGAGGAGGUUGGUGACUUGCGCAAGGCUGCUUUGCAACUGGCUGUCGGAAGGAUGAAGUCGUCCCCCUUUAGUGAACAGGGCGUGCAGCGUUUGAGGCAGCAGGUUGCAAGCAUGCUGCCAGACCCGGAUCUGGCUUUGCAGGUCCCAGAGCGCCAGCCUUUCUUGUUGCACUUGUUGUCGCAGUCCUUGAAGUUGCUGGGCGAUCCAGAUUGGGCAUGUCUCACACAAGGGGAGGAGUGCUUUGCGACGGGCGUGCCACUGGGUGACGAGGUCCCUUUGCCGCGUACGCCGCAGGUGUACCGGGAGCGUGUGAAGGAGCGGACCUUGGAUGUCACCCCUUUCCAGCAGAUCAUGAAUAACUAUGAGUCUGCGGAGCUUUCAGCCGAUAAGCUUGAAGAACAUUUUGCUGCGGAAGAGCGGGCCGGUCGCAUGAUCCCGAGCACGGAACCUGCCCUGCGGGCAGAGUAUGGUGACACGUUGCUGGUGGCAUCGAUGGGUGCCUUACUUAAACCGAAUGGCGACAUCCGUCCGCUGCACGACGGGACUCAUGGCAUUGGUUUGAACAAUCGUAUCAAGAUACUCGAUCGCUUGGAAAUGCCGGGGCCGGAUGAAAUCCUUGAGACGGUGGCUUUGGGGCAGGAAUCUAAAGAGGCAGUGUUCUGCAUUUCUGCAGAUAUCGCUCAGGCUCACCGCUUGACCAAAAUCCGCCGUGCCGAUUGGGCCAAGCUUGGAUGCAAGGCACGCAGUGAGGCGCGUACGGUUUGGGUAAAUACCGUCGGCACGUUUGGGAUUUCCUCUGCGGCCUAUCACUGGUCCCGCUUGUUCGGCUGCAUAGGCCGUUGGGUGCACAGGGUCAUGCUGACCGUUUGGCAGAUGCAAGUCGUGUUUGCGGAUGAUCUUCACCUCUUGACUGCUGGACAACACAAAUUCCUCACGAUGUGGAUGUGCCUGGCUGCCUACGAGUUGGUUGGCACGCCGUUUGCCUAUCGUAAGUUUCGGGGCGGUACUGUUGUGGAUUUUGUGGGAUAUGAAAUCUCAUACACUGACCGGAGGGCUGGCAUCUCCGAGCGGAGGUGCUCGUGGCUGGUCAAGUGGAUUCUGGAAGCCGAGCAGGCUGAUUGGAUCGUGGUGGGGCGGUCGGUGAUCGAGCUCGCUGGGAGGCUGUCCUUUGUGGCUCGCUUGCUGACUUGGAUAAAGCCAUUCUUGUCCCCCUUGCACUCAUGGUGCGCUGUCCUCGCCCGAGGCACGGCGGUUCGAAUGCCUGUGUUGGUUUAUCUGUGCCUGAUCUUCGUGAGGCGUCAGCUGCAGGAUCGUGGACGCUUGGUGCGGCCUGUUGUAGACUGGCGGGCUUCUCGCCAGGCCUUUCGCACCGAUGCCAAAUGUGCUCCGAAUCGUGUGGUCCUGGGUGGCUGGCUGUUGGGCAAGGAGGGAAUUCCCCGGAAGGCCCCUUGGUUCUCUCUUGCCCUUUCCCCGUCGGAGGCACCAUGGUUGUUUAAGCCGAAUGGAGAAUCACAGUGGGCCUCGACGGCUGCUGAGCUGCUUGCAUCGUAUGUCGCAUUGGUUGCUUUCGGGUUGCUUGAGGGUUCACGUGCAUUCGGGGAUACCUUUGAUGCUGUGCUGGUUGGUGGCACGGACAAUCAGGCGACCCCUCAGGCGCAGGCCCGGGGUUCUUCUGCCUCGUGGCCACUUCUUGGCAUCUUGAUGCAAGUCACUGCAACUCUGCAGCCGCAUGGAGCUCAGAUGAAGUUGGUCUGGCGGCCGCGGGAGACUAAUGUCGAGGCGGAUGAUUUGACUAACGAAAACUUUGCCUUGUUUGACAGUGAGCAGAGGGUCGAGCGGAGGUGCUCGUGGCUGGUCAAGUGGAUUCUGGAAGCCGAGCAGGCUGAUUGGAUCGUGGUGGGGCGGUCGGUGAUCGAGCUCGCUGGGAGGCUGUCCUUUGUGGCUCGCUUGCUGACUUGGAUAAAGCCAUUCUUGUCCCCCUUGCACUCAUGGUGCGCUGUCCUCGCCCGAGGCACGGCGGUUCGAAUGCCUGUGUUGGUUUAUCUGUGCCUGAUCUUCGUGAGGCGUCAGCUGCAGGAUCGUGGACGCUUGGUGCGGCCUGUUGUAGACUGGCGGGCUUCUCGCCAGGCCUUUCGCACCGAUGCCAAAUGUGCUCCGAAUCGUGUGGUCCUGGGUGGCUGGCUGUUGGGCAAGGAGGGAAUUCCCCGGAAGGCCCCUUGGUUCUCUCUUGCCCUUUCCCCGUCGGAGGCACCAUGGUUGUUUAAGCCGAAUGGAGAAUCACAGUGGGCCUCGACGGCUGCUGAGCUGCUUGCAUCGUAUGUCGCAUUGGUUGCUUUCGGGUUGCUUGAGGGUUCACGUGCAUUCGGGGAUACCUUUGAUGCUGUGCUGGUUGGUGGCACGGACAAUCAGGCGACCCCUCAGGCGCAGGCCCGGGGUUCUUCUGCCUCGUGGCCACUUCUUGGCAUCUUGAUGCAAGUCACUGCAACUCUGCAGCCGCAUGGAGCUCAGAUGAAGUUGGUCUGGCGGCCGCGGGAGACUAAUGUCGAGGCGGAUGAUUUGACUAACGAAAACUUUGCCUUGUUUGACAGUGAGCAGAGGGUCAAGGUUAGCUGGGACGACAUUCCGAUGGAUUUUAUGCGAGAGCUUGCCGCGGCUCACGAGGAUUUCCUUGAAGCUAAGAAGGAGGGGCACGACGCUCCGGACGCCUGCGGGAGGGGUGACUCGCCCGGAUCAACGUGCUGGGUGAUGCAUCCUGCUGCUGAUAUGCAUGGGUCCGCUCUGCCACUACGUGGGCACUAUGUGCCUGGAUUCACUCGUUUCACCAGGGGUGACUCGCCCGGAUCAACGUGCUGGGUGAUGCAUCCUGCUGCUGAUAUGCAUGGGAACAAACAGGAACUGGGUGGCCGUCCGGGAGCUGUGUUCACCUCCAAGGGUCUGCCAGGUUCUUCAACUGCUGCUCCCUCCCGCUUCCCCUAUGCGAAGCAUGGCCCCCGACUUACCGUGCUUACGCUCAAUGUGGGCGGUCUCUCGCAGGACGCGUGGGACGAAGUGCAGAUCUGGAUACAUGACCAAUGCACUCAGGACAUCAUCCUCCUGCAAGAAACACAUUGGUCACACAGCAAUAUGUUCUUUCUCCCUCGCUACAUUGUGAUCCAUUCGGGUACUGCUGGCCAUCGUCAUCAGGGGUGUGCGAUCUUACUAUCUAAGCAACGAUUCACACCCUCCGGAGUGCGGUGGGCGCCCAUAGUUCCGGGCCACCUCCUUCACGCGCGGGCCUCUCUGGGAACAAAGCCGGUGGACGUAGUAUGUUUGUAUCAGCACUGCUGGAGUCACAACGGGGAUACUGCCUCGCUUCUGCAACGAAGGGAGCGUCUCUGGGUACAGCUGGACAAACUUCUCGGAGGAGUUCCGCGGCGAAACGUGUUGGUGUUGGGCGGGGAUUUCAAUGUCGGCGGCCGUAUGGAUGGUCAAGUGUUCGGCCCAGGCACUAAAUCUGCCAGAGCGCCCCCUCCCGACCAGCCACUCUUUCAGAGUCUGUUGCAGACUCACUCCCUGCAAGCAAUCAACACUUGGAAGAGUGGCUUACGUGCCUUUACCUUUCAGAAUGGAGAAACGUUCACUCAAAUUGACUUUCUGAUUGGCCGUGCGCGUCAGGUUGAUGAUAUGGCUCGUGGCGCUGAGUCGGACCACAACUGUCCUGUCUUGAAGUGGCGGUACGGCCCUCUGCACCACCCGGUCUAUGGGUCGUUUCCUGCCUGCUGGUAUGCCACUGCGCCGGCCACUCCCAGUGUGCCGAAACAGGCAAAGCUUAGCCUUGCCCAAACUCCUGAAGCCAUUCGAGCCUUCCGCGAAAAACUGGCGCUUGCGUUGCCGAACGCUGAAACGCCGCAGGAGCUUAACGACUGUCUUCAAGAAGCGGCGACGCCUCUGAUGGUCGAAGAGCCUCGCCCUCCUCUCUCGCAUCUUCCACAGGUGCGCGGCUUAGUGGGAGCAAUGUGGGAGGCACGGCGUCGUGCUCUCGAGGUUUCUUGGUCGACUGGUCUUUCAGUGCUUCCUCUGAGCCUGUCAAAUAUUUGGGACGUGGUGGUGCGACUACACUUCACAGCCCGCGUCAGAAUACAGCUGCGCAGUGUCUGGCAGGGCUGGUGCUCGGCUGCGAGAUAUCUUGCCCUGCACAGGGCGCUGCGAAAGACCAGUCGUAAGGCGAGGCGGCAAGUGAUGGACGACCGCAUCUCCGCUGCGGCUCAGGCAGAACAACAAGGGGACAGCUCCGCUCUGUUUGCGGUCGUUCGAACGUUCAUGCCCAAACAACCGCGGAUGCGGACCCAGCUUCGGGGUCCGGAAGGCGAGUUGCUCUCCUCUGCAGCUGAAGCAGAUGCAUAUGAGGCAUACUGUCGUACGGUGUAUGCUCCUGCUCUCUCUGCGCGGGAAGAGCUCCCACCGCUGGCACCGCCAGCUGAAAACACUGCGCCGCCCGUGCCUCCAGCGGCUGUUUUCCCCCCGCUUUGGGCCGACUCCUGGCUGACUUGGUUGCCUAAGCAGGGGAAGACGGGUACCACCCCAGCGGAGCAACGCCCCAUAUCCCUGACGGAUUGCGGGGGGAAGGCGGUCACCAAGGCGUUCACCUCCCAACUCCAGCCCACUCUUCGGGAGGCGUUGGCUCCGUGGCCGCAAUUUGCUUAUCUCGGUGGUCGAUGCAUUGAGCACGCCGUCGCCAGAGUAACGGCCCACUGUGUGGCAGUUCGGGAUCGUCUUGCUUCCGGAAGAGUGACCCUGAAACAGCGCAGGGCCGGCAGUGGCCCACAGGGCCAAUGUUAUGGGGGAGUUAUGGUUAGUGUUGACUGCUCCAAGGCCUUCGACACGGUCGAUAGACAGGUCCUUAAAUCGGAGCUGUGCAGCGCAGGAGUCCACCCUGAGGACGUUGACUUCAUAAUGCGCAUGCACACGGCCAUCUCCUAUCACCCUGUGCCCAAGGAUCCCCGCCGCGCGGUUCACAGCAAACGGGGUGUUAGGCAAGGCUGCGCUUUAGCUCCAUCUUUAUGGUCGCUCAUCACCGUUGCCUUACUGCGUGCCCUCGCGGAGAAAUGCGGCACCCAAUGGGUCACCGACCUUGUCACUAUGUAUGCGGACGAUCUCCUGGAAACCUGGGAGGUGUACACCAGAAAGGACCUGGAUCUGCUCAUGCAGGCUGUCAGUCAGAGCUUUCAGCUGCUGGAAGCGCUCGGACUGCAAGUCCAGCCACAGAAGACCAAAGUGGUCCUCGCGCUUAGGGGAAGGCAAGCGCGCCUUUGGAUACGUCGACACACCUUGGACACCCCCGAUGGCAGAGUCCUUCUUAUCCCGGCCCCCAACGGGAAGCCGCACCAUCUGCCAAUUGUGUCCUCCAUCAAGUACCUGGGGGUAGUUCUCAGUUAUGGCGACUUUGAGGGCGCCACGCUGACACAUCGCCUGUCCUGCGCAGAAGCAAAUCGCUCUCGUAUUCUCCGUAUCCUUCACUCCCGAUCGGUUAGCUUGCGGCGUAGAGUUCAGCUGUGGCGGGCGUGCGUCUUCUCCUCAGCCGUGUAUGGCCUGCACGUUGUUGGCCUUCGGCCCAAGCAUCUCCGCAGGCUGACCGUUGCUCUGGUCAGACACCUUCGGGCAAUCGCUGGCAGUUUCGCGCACAUCCACCACGAAGCUAGUAGAGCUCUCCUUGACAGACUCGGCGUGGCGGACCCCCUGGAAACGAUCCGGCAGAGGAACCAAACUCUAGUCGAAUCUAGCUGGAGUACCAAAGACCCGCAGGUCUCUCAUCCCAGGGUUCUAGGUCGACUCCGAGUGGUAAAUGAAGCCCUGACCCGACUCUCAAGUUCGCUUCGGGCCCAAACUGAGGCUGUUCAAGGCGAGCUCGUCGAUCAGGUGCUGCCCUCUCCGCCACGAUCUCGAGAGGGAGCUCCGUGGGGUCAGCUGGUACACAGCUCGGGCGGGCUUAAGGAAGCUCUCUUCCACUGCUGGCAUUGCGACCUGUGCUUCGCAGAAUUGGCUGCCUUGAAGCGUCAUCUGCAAGAUGCCCAUGAUGCUCACACCCUGCCGGAAGAACUCAUCGACCAGGAAAUGGCGGAGGUGUUCGGCAAGCGGCCCCAUGCAGGGAAGCCGGGGCAGGAGAACGCAGUCCGCGACAGGGAGGAGAUGACGCUCCGGAUGGGGCAACUGCUGCUGCGACACACGGACUACCUAGCCCGCCUGCGCUCGGACCACACGGUCAUCAUCACAUACCGCAACGACGACACCCCGGAAUGCCUCCUGCCCGCCCUCCUAGAGAAGGCCGAGACCUGGCGCCGGCUGAAGCUCGAGAAGUCGCCCAACCUCACUCGGACACUUCGGCAAACGCUCCUUCUCUACACGCUUCAGGAACUCCGGGAGAGAGCUAUGAUGCUGGAGACCUCUGCAGCACAGGCGCAGGCAGAUCGCACCCGCUUCACGGAACUGCGCUGGAUGACGGCAGAGGGUCAUUGGAACCACUUGGUCUACGACCCGAGCGAGGAGAUCAUGGUGGUGGACCCCCAAAAGCGGCCUCGACCGAGAGCCGAGGUCCUCAAGGAGCUGGAGCGUCUCAUCAUCAUCUUCAAGACGCCGGAACUGAUCCUCAAGUACGACUCCUUUCGCCCUCUCAAGGGCAAGUUGGAGGGUCCGCUCAUGACGUUCCAGCUGGAGCUGUCUCUGCAGAGCCCGGUGGCGCACGAAGCCAUGCAGAUUUUGAGGGGGUGGUUUGGACUGUCCCACAUGCUGCUCAUGGGCGCCCGCAUCAAGCCGGAGCGAGCAAUCCGGCCACAUUUGGCACAGGUUGUAGGAGAUCGUGCCUCCCAACAAGAUUGUGCGGAGUUCCUGGGCCAUCUACUUAGACGAGGGGGGCCCCCCGCAGCGCAAGGCGAGUGGCAAGCUCGCACCGUCCCUGAAACGGCCCAGCCGGCGCCGGUGCGGGACUCAGGUCAGGGCAUUCUUUACCUUGAACUGCCUGACAGUGCCACAACCCUCCAAGACUGCAUAACGCACUGGCAUGCACAGCAUGAUCCACUGGUCUGCCCACACGCUCUGGUGAGGGCCACGCCUCUCGUGUACCUCUGCCUGGGCAGGUAUCGUGAGCGCAGCGAUGGGGAGGGAAAUCACCGGACGUUGAAGGCCCAACAUCGCAUUCAGUGUACGCCGCACGCUGAGCUUGUCAUUCCUGUGUUCCAGGGGAGCUCAACCUCGGUGACAAUGAGCAGAUACCGCCUGCUGGCGGGUGUGUAUCAUCUUGGAGACACAGUCAACAGGGGACACUACCGUAGUUUCAUGGCGAGCGGGGAUUUCGCCUCUGCAACGGCCCCUCACGGGAGUCCGACCUGGUGGUGUACUGAGGCGCGAAUGCUUCGCAAACGCUUGGUGGAGCCUUUGUUCAUGCUCCGCGGACCCUUUACGCCAUUGCGAAAGCGGCAAAGAAAGGCCAAGGGAGCCAGGACUGCGGAUAUUGCGGAUGCUUUGCAGCUCUUCAGCUAUUGGUUGGAGACAGGAGACACGUCAGCAUCGAAGGCUGAGGGCUGCCACCAAGUUGGCCUGUACUGUAGCCGCUUAGACCAUGUUCUGCCGUAUAGCCGCUUGAAACCGAAGUCAAACAGGUUAUCGGUCGAGUCGGCACGGCCCCGGGGACUUGUAGAGCUGGUGACAGAGCAAUGGCGUGCAGGGGUGUCUUUGGCCAUCCUGAUGCCUCCGAACUGCGGCGUGAUGGCAGGGUGCUGGGAUGCUGCUGCUCCUUGGCCAGCGCAGCGCGCGCUCUACCAGGACAGCAGAUCCUUGGCCUGCUCACAGCGACCACAGCAGCCGCAGCCCCGACCAGUGCCGGCCAAUCAGUUCCAGCCCGUUCGGCUCCAACGGUUCCAACCUCUUCGGACAUCGCCUUUGCAGUCCUAUGCGACUGCACCAACCCAACGAUUCUUGCAGGUUAAGCACCUUUCAGCUCCGAGUGUGCCGGUACGAAGGAUGCCCAACGUUGCCUACACUGUCUCCCAACCCCUGGUCGUGGUGGGCGUCAGCUCCACACCACAGGCCAUCCAGGAGCGGCGAGCUCCUGCCUCGUCCCCCGUCUCCAGCCUGCCGACGUCAGAGCUGCAACCCGAAGCGGCCGUCAAGCGAGCUGCGGCAUCCUGUGAUCCGACGCCCUCGGACUUAAGUCUCAAGGAUGAGCCUGCGUGCGUGACGCCGAAGGGCAAGCCCACUGCGUUCUCAAGGGACCUGGAAACAACCCCCUCAACGACCUGCCCAAACGAGGGCUCCGAUGACGACACCACGGGCAGCAUCGAAGUGGCCCAGGACAUUGCGGCUAGUAGUGGUGACCAGCUGCAGACGAUGCUGCAGGCCGAGGGCAAAGGACCCACGAGCCCAAAGCAGCCGAAGCAGGCCUGGCCCGACCCACAGCUUGUCGCCUUAAUGGAGCGCUUGCGCAAGGUGGACGACAGGAACAUGGAGCAGGCACCUACUAUCCUGGCCAAAGCCCAGCACUUGCACCAGCAACGCGUCGCGGAGGCCGAGCAGGGCUACUGCUUUGGCUGGAUGUGGAGGGCCGCUGCGCCGCGCCUGGGCCGAGCCGAAGGAGUCACGCCGGUUCGCUGCGGCGUGCGCAACAAGUUUGAUGAGGAGAUUCAGGCCCUUGCAGAGCUGCGCCGGAGCCAGCGGAGCCAGUAA
Messenger RNA from Symbiodinium natans, 11499 nucleotides. The record is from the annotation of a GenBank genome assembly. Lineage: Eukaryota; Dinophyceae; Suessiales; Symbiodiniaceae.